UACCACAUUGUAUGCCAAUGAUUUUACUACCAUGAUCUCUGUGGGCUUGUUUUCUCUGUUAUUCCUUGUGAAUUCUUUGUUUUGGUUAAAGACUGCACCUUGUGGCAUUUCAACACACAUUGAGAUAGCAUACAGAGCACUGGAACACUUCAGCCAGACUGAAGGAAACUAUAAUUACAGAGAGCUUUUACAGAAACAUCCAGAAGCUUUCCAGGCAGGGAGUGUAUAUCCUGAUGCUUUUUACCAAAAUAUUUGUAAGAAUGGAAAAUAUAAUGCGCUGUCUGAAGAUUCGCACUGGACACCUUUCCUGAAGACCAGUAUUAAUUAUAUCAGAAAAGUCUAUCCACGGCCAUGGAACGAGGGUGCCCAGAAACUGGUUGCUUUUCUGUUUGGCAUUGCAUCCCACAUGGUGACUGAUGUGAGCUGGCACAGCCUGGACAUUGACCAAGGAUUCCUUAGGGCUAUGGGUGAAAUUGACUUUCAUGGUUCAUACAAAGAUGCUCAUCACGCUGGUGACUUUGGAGGUGAUGUGCUAAGCCAAUUUGUACUUGAUUUUGGAUACCUGGAAUCAAAAUGGUAUAUACCAGUAAAGGACCUUGUUAAUAUAUAUAAGGAGUUCUACGGCAAAGAUGUAAUAGAAGACAACACAAUCAUUGACUGCACAUACAUACUAUUUCUUCAGAUGUAUGGAGAAUCUAUCGCUGUCUCAAAGCUUUUUCCCAACUAUGCAAAACAAUCUCCAUUCUUGGUGGAGAGGUUCCAGGAGUAUUUUCUUGGUGGUGUCGAUGAUAUGGCAUUUUGGUCGAUAAACGUUUUCCAAUUAAUUAGCUUUAUGUUAGAUAAUGGUACUAGUGACUGCUACAUUCCAGAAAACCCAAUUUUCAUGCAGUGCAAUGGUCAGAAAAGACAGAGCAAUACACGAGGGAAAAUACGUUUCCAGAAAGAAGAGUCCUUCGAAAACUCUGAUCCUUCCAUCAUGACGUCAGUUGGAGCCCAUAACAUUUCUGUGGACACUGGAGUCUUCUUUCACAUGAAUUCCUGGGCAAAGAAUUCCAUGCAGCUGCUAGCCAAUUCCACUCUGUCAAUGGACUUGAGGUGGAUGUUUAAUUCUGUUGAUCAAAAUAAUGACUCUAUGCCUUCUGCCAUCUACUUUGUGACUACUCCAUAUGCUAGACUUGGGUGGACCAUGACCACAGCUGAUCUCAACCAAGAUGGUUUAGGAGAUUUGAUAAUAGGAGCUCCAGGUUAUAGCAUUAUGGGACAAGUUCAAAUAGGUCGUGUGUACGUUGUCUAUAGCAAAGAAACAGGAUUGCCUUCUGUCAAUAUGGACCUUGAUAAGGAUGCUGAUGUUCUGCUGCAAGGUAUUGAGCAAUCAGGCAGAUUUGGUUCUUCAGUGGCCGUGCUGGACUUUAAUCUUGAUGGACAUCUGGAUUUGAUUGUAGGAGCUCCAUCAGUAGGGUCCAAAUAUCUCACAUACACUGGUUCCGUGUAUGUCUAUUUUGGGUCAAAGACAAAAGGCUUCUCCUCCUCACCAAACAUUACCAUAACGUGCAGGUUCACAUAUUGUAACCUUGGCUGGACACUCCUGGCUGCAGAUAUGAAUGGAGACAGAAAGAAUGAUCUCGUUAUUGGAUCCCCAUAUGCUCCAGGUGGUGGGAAGCAGAGGGGAGUCGUGGCUGCAUUUUAUUCACAGAGAAGGAGGAACAGGCUCUCUGUAGAAGAUGCAGAAUGGAGUGUUACUGGGGAACAUAACUAUGCCUGGUUUGGUUACUCUCUCUAUGGCCAUAAAUUCAAGAAGAUUACAUUGUUAUUGGUCGGUAGUCCAACAUGGAGCAGCUGCAAAAGCAAUGAAUGUGAUUAUCCUGGUACUAGCUCACAGAGUAUGGGGAAGGUUUAUGGUUUUUAUCCACCAAGCAAGAAUAUAUCUUUUGUGUUACUCGGUGAUACAGAGCAGAGCAAACUUGGCUCAUCAUUUGCCAGUGGAACUUUAUCAAUCAAUGGGAUUCAUAAACAAAUACUGCUGGUUGGAGCGCCAACUCAGGAUACAAACGCCAGGCUUGCAUUCAUCCCGCAAGUGGUGCACCAUGCUGGCGCAGUGAAGGUGUAUGAAAUAAAUGCUGGAAUAGUUCCAACACUUCUAGGCACUUUGAGUGGGAACAGGCAGUUUUCUCGCUUUGGAGCAAGCUUACAUUUGAGUGAUCUAGACAAUGAUGGCCUUGAGGAAGUCAUUGUGGCAUCACCUGCAAAGUCUGAAGAUAUACAAUCUGUUUUCUUUGGCUCUCAAGCCGGACGUGUUUAUAUCUACAAUGGAAAUAUUACAUCUCCAAGUUUCCUGUCCAAACAGUGCAAGUCCUGGGUUUUUCCAUGCCCGAAGGAUUGGGCCCAGAAUGAAUUCAUCUCUCCUGAAGAAAAAUCAACCUUUGGAACAUCUGUAAUCACAGUGAAAUCAAGACAAACAAAACAAGUAGCAAUAGGAGCUGAAAGUUCUUUGCAUGCAAGACUUGCUGGUGUCAUCUAUUUGUAUAAUUUUAAUUAAAAAUAAGAAUAUAUAAUAA
Molecule: messenger RNA, 2555 nt
Organism: Pelobates fuscus (common spadefoot toad)
Lineage: Eukaryota; Metazoa; Chordata; Amphibia; Anura; Pelobatidae
Gene: GPLD1
Product: glycosylphosphatidylinositol specific phospholipase D1
Exons: 25
Coding region: 32-2536 (834 amino acids)
Cellular component (GO): extracellular region; extracellular matrix
Molecular function (GO): GPI anchor phospholipase D activity
Source: RefSeq, a predicted model, not a curated record